GUAAAUGCAAGGUUUGAAGCUGUGUGGAAUCAAUGAUGCCAUUUCUGCCAGAUAACAAAACCAACGACCCUUGGAUCAUCAUUCUUCUACUGAAAAGGCUAUCCACUGCUUCUCUUUCUUCCCACUAGCAAAGUGAGCUCAACAAGCCUGGCUGCUGCUUGGCUACUGUCCGUUCAAUCUCCAGAGAAAAUUAUUUACAUAUGUACAAGUGAUCAGGCAGUUGAUAUGUGUCUAUUGCUGGUUCAUACUCAAAGCUUCUACUUAUCUUCUGUUUAUUCUUUCCCUGAUAACACCACUCACUUCUUGUUUCCUUGAAGUUUAAGGGCUUAUUCAAUUUCUCUUGCUUUUGUCAUAAAAAAAAUGGGGAUUUUUGAGGAAAAUGUAUCCGGGCUCAAAGUCCUGGAUUGUGCUCUAAGGUUGUUUCUUGUUCCUUUUAGCAUUGCAGCUAUCUGGUUAACCCUCACCAACCACCAAGACAACAGCAGCUAUGGGGAAUUGGUCUCUAGCUACUUCAUGGGGCUCAAGUACAUGGUUUACAUCAGCGCAGUAUCAGCUGGAUAUGCUCUUUUAGCUGCUGUUUCUUUGUGGGUCAGAUGUUUGGUUGGUAAAGCAUGGAUCUUCUUUGUAUCUGAUCAGGUGGUUGCAUACUUGAUGGUUACAGCGAUGGCUGCACUGGGGGAAAUUCUAUAUUUGGCGUAUAACGGUGACCAGAAAGUUACAUGGAGCGAAGCCUGUACUUCUUAUGGAAGGUUUUGCCACAGAAUGAAGCUGAUUUUGGGAUUCCAUGUUGUAGCCCUGUGCUGUUUUCUCCUCUUAGCUGUUAUUUCAGCUUAUAGGCUCUUCAGCAGAUUUGGUCCUCCUACCCUUUCUUCUAAAGAGCCUGAGGAAGAACGAACCUGAAAUCUUUUCUUUUUCUGGGUUCCAUCUCUUUUUGUUGUGUACAACUGUAGAUCAUGUCUUCUUGCCUUGUGAUCCAUAAACAAUCAAGCCAUGAUUAUCCCUCAAUUGAAUACCGGUAGGUAUUUUUGCUGGUGGAAUAGGAAAAUGGGAAAAUUACAUAGCCACUCUCUCGGCGACUGAUUUUCUGUUUAUCUCACCUCUUAUAUAUAUACGAAUGAGAAAUGCAUCCAAA
Coffea eugenioides is the source of this 1132-nucleotide messenger RNA. RefSeq names its product CASP-like protein 2D1. The record is from RefSeq and is a predicted model, not a curated record. The transcript is spliced from 3 exons. Bases 361 to 900 code for a protein of 179 amino acids. NCBI's taxonomy places the organism in Eukaryota, Viridiplantae, Streptophyta, Magnoliopsida, Gentianales, Rubiaceae.